AUGGUCAUUAAAUGUAUUGUGCGCGGUUGCAAAAGUGAAUGGCAUCCAGGUUGUAAUAUUUCAUUCACAGAAGUAAACAAAGAAAAUCAACCAUCAGAUUUAUCUGAUAUGGUUCAGGGUGAUGAAGAUUCGAAUAUUUUAAUAAAAUCAAAUGAAAAAUAUGCAACUAGCGCAGCUUCUAAACGAACCUGGGAAACUAUGUUAGACGUGCCAUCCUGCAGUCAUGUCACGGACAAAAGCACUUCUCCCAUACAAAUCUACUGCGCUGAUAAAAGUGUGCAAGCAAGGAUUAAAUCAUCACGAGAAGAAGAGCUAAUGAUAAGAGUGUGCAAGCAAGGAUUAAAUCAUCACGAGAAGAAGAGCUUAUGA
This is a messenger RNA of Parnassius apollo (apollo), 369 nucleotides long. Lineage: Eukaryota; Metazoa; Arthropoda; Insecta; Lepidoptera; Papilionidae. The record is from the annotation of a GenBank genome assembly.